AUGUCCAACUCGGCCCAAGUCAGUGUUGUCGGUAUGGACCUCAGUAGCUCUAACUCGGUCUUUACAGAGAUGAAUGGCACUUCCAUCAACCAAGACUCUCUUUUAAUCUACAAGCUCAACCUAGAAAGAUCCAUUAUCGAAUACAGCCAAGUCUUAGAGUACAUAUCCAAUGGCCUUGAAGCAGGGGAGCACUCGUACACCGAGGUGUUGGCUCCGAUCGACGGGGAAGGUAGAGAAUUUUGGUGCCAAGCGUUAACGACUCCUCAGGGAUCUAUCAAGGUUGACAUAGGCGGUGGAGUCUAUAUGGAGAUGACAGCUUUAGACGCCCAAGCCUGGAUCUUGAAUACUAUCAAAGAUUUGGAGAAUAAAAUAAAAAGUACCUAG
This is a messenger RNA of Babjeviella inositovora NRRL Y-12698, 384 nucleotides long. RefSeq lists its product as uncharacterized. The record is from RefSeq and is a predicted model, not a curated record. The transcript has a single exon. NCBI's taxonomy places the organism in Eukaryota, Fungi, Ascomycota, Pichiomycetes, Serinales. The coding region runs from base 1 to 384 and encodes 127 amino acids.